Molecule: messenger RNA, 2766 nt
Organism: Suillus paluster
Lineage: Eukaryota; Fungi; Basidiomycota; Agaricomycetes; Boletales; Suillaceae
Product: ribonuclease H-like domain-containing protein
Exons: 22
Coding region: 93-2336 (747 amino acids)
Molecular function (GO): protein binding; RNA binding
Source: RefSeq, a predicted model, not a curated record
AAUGAAGAUUAAUGACCAUCGAUAAGUGAGAGGUAUAUAUUCCUACCUCCCGCGCUCGAAUUCUCCACUCGAAUUCUCCAUUCAAGUGUACAAUGUCUACCCGCAAGAACCUCGGCACCCCUCGACAGGUUCUCACGAACUCGUUCGUAAUAUCCAAGCUCCCUAAGACGCAAUAUUGGCAGUACGAAGCGAUCACCGGGGCCGUCGGAGUGUUGAAGAAUCCUCGGAGACGGAUAGAGGUGAUGGAGAGACUUCAAAAUCACACCAACGCUAGAUUGUUCACUCCUCGCUGUAUCUACGACGGCGCUGUGAUUCUGUAUUCAACCCACGAGCUUCAAUUGGCUGGCGGUGAUUCCCAGACGUUCGAUGUCAACAUGUCCGAUAAACCGCGACUGGAUGGGUCUGCCCCAACACGCGGUGCACUUCAAGUGUCGCUGAAGAAAGUCUCCGCGGAAACGAUCAACUUUAACGCUUUGCAGGAUUUUAUCGAUGGACGACAGAUGAAACAGACGGCUCAACUGAUCCUCCGCCAGGCACCGAAUUUAAAAUAUCCAAACAAUACCCGCGCAUUCUUCACCAAAGACGCCGGCAUACAGGGCAUUGGUGGAGGCUUAGAGUUAUGGCGCGGAUACUUCCAGAGCGUUCGCCCAACCAUCGAAAAAGUGUUGGUGAACAUUGACGUGUCGACGGCCGUCAUGUUCAAGGAGGGUAGUUUCCAAUCCGUUGCUCUUGAUGUUUUGAAAGCAGGUGACGUUCGCGCGCUGGACCUCCGCCCAGAUUCGGCCCAAUUUCGACAAUUGAAAAGUUUCUUCAAAGGCGUUUUCGUCACCCUCGUCCACCGACCGGGUCACAAAAAAAUUCGAGGCCUAGUUCAUAACGCCGGCAAUUAUCAGUUCGAUAACACGACGGUCAAGGAGUACUUCAAGAAGGUUCAUGGUUGCACACUCCGUUAUCCAAACAUUAUUGGUGUACAGGUGGGCUCGAAGGACCGCGACGAGGUGAUACCCGCGGAGAUGUGUAUUAUUGCGCCCAAUCAACGAUACACUCGCAAACUUCCUGCCGAAUUCUCGUCAUUGAUGGUAAAGUUUGCGUCCAAGAAUCCCGGGGAACGUCUGGCGCUCAUCAGCGCUGGUAUUAAUAAUUCGAUCACGACCGACCAGCGCUCUGCGCUCGACUACCAGAACUCGCCGUUCAUGCAGGACGCUGGCAUUACAGUUCUGCCCGACCCGAUUUCUGUCAACGGGCGUAUCCUCCCAACGCCGUCAAUUUACUACGGAAAUCUCUCCAGCAGCAGUUCAGUAGUUCCGCGAGACGGUUCCUGGAACAUGAUUAAUCAAACUUUUCAUGAACCGAAGAGUUUGACAGCCUGGGCGAUCGUGAAUUACACACGAGUCAACGACAACACCAUCAAUCGGUUCGUCGGCACGUUGAUCAACGCCUGCAAAAAACUCGAUGUAUCCCCGCCUGUCACGAGUCAAUCAGGUUCCGGCGCGUCAUCCGUCGUAAAGGACAUGCGGUCCAUCGGACAAGACGUCAACAACAAGACGAAAAGAUUACCAGAGCUUGUGCUGGCUAUCCUUCCAGUAAGCUCUGCGGAUAUUUAUAUGGUUAUCAAACAAUUCGGCGACGUUCACGCUGGUGUGCCAACGCAAUGUGUCCGAGAGAACAAGAUCGCGAAGGCCAACGACCAAUACUGCGCGAAUCUGGGGAUGAAAAUUAAUGCGAAACUCGGAGGCGUCAAUUCGCUUCCAAGGUCAGGUGCGUUAGAGAAGCUCACCAAUGCUCCUUUUAUGAUCAUGGGUGCCGAUGUGGGGCAUCCCGCACCUGGCAUGAAGAAUCAGCCCUCUGUGGCAAGUCUCGUUUGGUCGUACGAUCGGUAUGCUGUGAAGUAUGAGGCUAUGAUGUCCAUCCAACACCCCCGGCAAGAGAAAAUUGACGAGUUGAAGUCGUUGGUUUAUGCCGCGCCAGUGCGGAUUAUCUUUUUCCGCGACGGCCUUUCCGAGGGAGAAUACAGCAUCGUUGGGAAGGAUGAAAUCGAGGAUAUUGAAGGAGCGAUCGAAGACAUCUGGCGCGACAAGAAGUUGAAGAUGGAUAAACCAGAAUUGACAUUCAUCGUCGUAGGCAAACGACACCACGUCCGGUUCUUCCCGAAGAGCAGGAACGAAGCGGACAGGUCUGGAAACUGCCCCGCAGGGUUCGUCGCUGAUAAGGGUGUCGGCAACCCUGCCGUACGCGACUUUUACCUCCAGUCGCACGGAGGCAUUCUCGGAACGAGCAGACCAAGCCACUAUAUCACGCUCCGGGACGACAUUUAUAAAAACAACACCGACGAGUAAAUCCGCAUCUCCUCGUUGUAUCGUAUAACCCCCUCACCUUGUUUCAGUUUGCAGGAACUUGCGUUCACGCUCUGCCACGCAUACGCUCGCGCGACCCGUUCGGUAUCGAUUCCUGCGCCUGUGUAUUGUGAGUCAUAUAUACCACGUAACGCCGUGGACUGGUUCUAACACACUUCCCUCGCAUACAGAUGCUGAUGCAAGUACCACAUCUGUCGUGCCCAGUUAUUGUGCUCACUCUUCAUUCUUUGAUAGAUCGUCUGUUCGCGUGGCGCGUUCCAUUUUAACCCCGCUAUGGGUUACGACGCUGCCACCAUUUCUAGCGACGAGGACGCCUUUGACCUCGACCGCUGGAGGAAGAGCUUCAAAGACAGGCACUCGAACCUGGCUAAAAAGAUGCAUUUCAUGUGAUAGGCUUGGCAGUGAUACUUUU